Messenger RNA from Colletotrichum higginsianum IMI 349063, 1467 nucleotides. Its product is annotated as Chloride channel protein. NCBI's taxonomy places the organism in Eukaryota, Fungi, Ascomycota, Sordariomycetes, Glomerellales, Glomerellaceae. Gene Ontology annotation, molecular function: voltage-gated chloride channel activity. The record is from RefSeq and is a predicted model, not a curated record. Gene Ontology annotation, cellular component: Golgi apparatus; early endosome; membrane. Gene Ontology annotation, biological process: transmembrane transport; chloride transport. The transcript has 2 exons. Bases 1 to 1467 code for a protein of 488 amino acids.
AUGUGGCAAAGCUUUGUCUGCGCCAUGACUGCAGCUGUGGUCCUCCAGGCAUUCGACCCUUUCCGAACGGGUCAGCUCGUCAUGUAUCAGGUCAAGUUCAGCACGAGCUGGCACGGCUUCGAGCUAAUCCCCUUCGUUCUACUCGGCAUCCUGGGUGGAAUUUACGGCGGUCUCUUCAUCAAGGCCAAUAUGGCGGUGGCUCGAUGGAAGAAGAACACGUCGUGGCUGCCAGGACCCAUCACCCAGGUCGCCGCGAUCGCCCUUCUGACGGCGCUCAUCAACUACCCAAACCAUUACAUGAAGUUUCAAACUUCGGAGCUUGUAUCGAAUUUGUUCGUCGAGUGCUCCAAGUACGUUGACGACCAGAUCGGCCUCUGUAAGACGGGGGCUGCAUCAACACCGACCAUUGUGCUCCUGAUUUUCGGCGCUAUUCUUGGGUUUUUUCUGGCUACCGUCACCUUUGGCCUCCAACUGCCUGCUGGUAUCAUACUGCCCUCGAUGGCCAUCGGUGCCCUCACAGGCCGGGCGGUAGGCAUUAUCAUGGAGAUUUGGGUGACGAACCACCCCGCCUUCUUCCCCUUUGCCUCAUGCGAACCAGACGUCCCGUGUGUGACCCCCGGGACGUAUGCCAUCAUUGGUGCAGCAGCCACUCUCGCCGGAGUCACUCGCAUGACCGUUUCCAUCGUGGUCAUCAUGUUUGAGCUAACAGGAGCUUUGACGUAUGUUCUCCCUAUCAUGAUUGCUGUCAUGAUUUCGAAAUGGGUAGGGGAUGCGUUCUCUCGGAAGGGCAUUUACGAAGCCUGGAUUCACUUUAACGAGUACCCGUUCCUAGACAACAGCGAGGAGGUGGUCAUACCAGACAUUCCCGCUUCCCAGAUCAUGACUCGCAUCGAGGAUCUGGUCGUGAUUACAGCGACGGGUCACACCAUUGGCAGUCUCAAGAAUAUUCUCGACACACACCCUUACCGGGGCUUUCCAGUCAUCUCAGACCCCCGCGAAGCUCUGCUGCUGGGGUACAUCUCACGAGCGGAGCUUACCUACAACUUGCAAAUGUGCUCUCAGCCGCCACGGUCCCUUCCGCCGGAGACUGAAGCUUUCUUCUCCCAUCAACCUCUCGCGGACCCCCGCACUACGCUCGAUCUCCGGCCGUGGAUGGACCAGACGCCCAUCACUAUGACGUCCCGUUCGACCCUGCACUUGACUGUAAGCUACUUCCAGAAGCUUGGCCUGCGCUACGUCCUCUUCAGCCACCGCGGUGCCCUGCAGGGUCUCUUGACGAAGAAAGACGUUUGGUACGUUCUCAAUGGCGCGGAGGAGACGCGUCGGACCAGCGGGUUGCCGAGAGACAUGGGUGUCGAGACCGGCCUCACGAGAGAGGACGGCGCCGGCGAGCAGAGGGGUCUGCUGAGAGAUGACGGGCAAGAGGAUGGUAUCAGUCCGGCAGACGAACGGGAAACGAUGUUGUAA